Molecule: messenger RNA, 1311 nt
Organism: Knipowitschia caucasica
Lineage: Eukaryota; Metazoa; Chordata; Actinopteri; Gobiiformes; Gobiidae
Source: the annotation of a GenBank genome assembly
AUGGGCAAACUUCAGUCGAAACACGCGUGUAAGCGCAGAGAAAACCCCGAAGGUGAUAGUUUUGUGGUGAACGCGUUCCUGAGGAGAGGGAUGGAGGAGUGCGAGCGAUACAGCGUCGCGGACCACAAGCUGAAGAGCAUGCAGUUUCCAAAUGCGGAGUUGAAGGAAGGCCAGGGUAUUGAUCAACACUGUCCCCUGGAGGUGGUCCUUCCUCCAGAAAAAGGCGAGGGCUGUGAAAGUCACCUGCAGUACAUCCACGCUGAGGACGGAGAGCGGGAGCUGAUCCGAGACGCAGCCAAAGCACUGGGCAAGAAACGCAUCAGUCUGGAUGACAUGGAGUGUGAUGUGUCUGUGGAGGACGAUAACCGUCAGGAAUGGGUUUUCACGCUCUAUGACUUUGACAACAGUGGCAAAGUUACUAAGGAGGACAUGUCCAGUCUCAUGCACACCAUAUAUGACGUGGUGGACGCCUCUGUUAAUAACUCUUAUCACAAUAAGAGCAAGACGCUGCGAGUGAAGCUGACAGUCACACCAGAGCCCAGGAGCCACCGGAGGGAAGCAACAGAUCGCAGUCACCAGGAGGAAGGCAGAUCUGCUGACAAGAGGCACUCCACGUAUAUAAGCAGCAGAGGGCAGUCACACGAGGCUCCAGCUGCUGAAGGUUAUUAUUGUGUAGAUGAAAACACAGAGAGAAGAAAUCACUACCUAGAUCUGGCUGGGAUUGAGAACUACACUUCCAGAUUUGAAGAACCCACCGUUGCUGCCCCCCCUCCGGACCCUCACACCAGAAACUCUCACAGUCAGAGCCGAUCGCGCUCCCACGAACCCGACACGCAAGUGGCUCACCAGCGCCGCUCGCAGGUCAUCGGCGACAACUACAACCCUGCAGAUGCAUACAAAGGCAAAGGCUCUGCACAGUUUAUCAAAUCCCCCAAAGGAAAUUACAAAAGCAGCAGCAACAACAACAACGGCGGCGGAGGUGGGAAAGGGUCCAAAUGCCACAACCACCACGCCCCCCCUCACACCGGGCAAGACGUGUACCACCUCCCACCCCAACCGUCCGCUCACCAUCCGCUCCAAUACAGCCACAGCAAGCGGGCCCGUGCCAAAGCCAGGGAGUCCCCAUCAAAAGCGCCAGUGACCAAUGCCCCCCAGCACGCCCAGCCCGCGGUGGCGUCUGUCCUGGCGGGCGCGGAGGGCAGAGACCCAGGGAGUCCCGGGUUCAUGGUCCCCCUGGUCCAGCGGCACGAGCAUCAUCACCAUCACGAACACCACCACCACCACCACUACCAUCACUACCACCAGACAUGA